AUGCCGCCCACUGCAGGCGUAGCCGCGCACCCGCCACACGCAUAUCGCGCAUGGAUCCCUCCUCCCGCUGCAAUCACGCCCGUUACAGCCACCCAUGCGCAGCAUUUUCACCCCUCUCGCGCGUAUUUCGAACCUCACGUGGGUCAAUUGGGGGAACAAAUUGCGGAAGAGCGCGCGCUUGCGGAGGACCGCGCGCGCGCCGCGUCGAAAGUAGGCCAAUGGGUCGAUGCACAUUUCUCCGUUCCACCCGCCGCACCUGACGGCGCAAUAUCCGGGCAUGGAACAGAGGGUUACCCGUUCCCGUGCGAGCCAGAAGCAGCGGAAGAAGGGGGAGAAAUGGACGGUGAAGAUGGGAGCGUAAACGGACGGCGGAGAUCGUCUUUGGAGGACGAGGCGCUAGAGCGGAAGCUGGCAGCCGUUGAGAUGGAGAACUGCGAGAUGACGGGGCGAGUGGCGGGUCUAGAAGCGAUGCUUCGAGAGCGGGAAAGGGAGACGGCGGACAUGCGACGGCAGAUAUUCGCGUACACGCAGACCCGCCGACUCUCGAAUCGGGCGUUGCUAAUUCUUGCCCAACCUCUCCGCUCUUCCCCUCCUCUUUCUUUCUCCCCCUUUCCCCCCCCAUUUCCCCCUAUCCACUGCUCCCUCCCCUACAUGCGCGCACACUCGCAGGCGCUCGAAGCGGGUCGCGGCGACUCGCUGACGCGCGCAGAGCUGAUCAACCACGUGGUGCAGCUGACCAAUCAGGUGCAAGAGCUCGCGCAGGAGCGCGAUGCGCUGCGCAACGCGCCUAACGGCAUCGCGCUCACUAACGGCCUUCGCGCGCCCGGCGCGCUUACCAGCGGACGCGCCAGCGUGCUUCCUGGCGCUCUUCAUACCGUUACCGCUACUGCUCCUCGUGCUGCUCCUGUUGCGGCUCCUCCCGUUCCUUCCUCUCCUUCCGCUCCUACCGCUCCUACCGCUACUGCUACUGCUGGCACUGGUUCUGGCGCCGCACGUGCCCUUCCCGUUACUGCCACUGCUGCUCGUGCUACCCCUGUUGCGGCUAUUCCUGCUCCUCCCGCUCCUUCCGCUCCUUUAGCUGCUCCUGCUCCUCCUCACUCUUCCGCCGUUACUGAAAUCGCGGUUCCGCAUGUGGCGGCAGCCAAUCAUCUACAACCGCCCGCGUCUCGUGCCGCGUACCUCCCGCCGCCUUCCACUCUCGACGUAAUUCAGAACCCGCUCGUACCGCCAGCCGCUUUCCACCCGGCGGUAAGCUCCUGCUACCGCGCGCCGCCGAAUUUGGAGUCGACUCAAAAGCCGCCUCCCGCGCUCGACGUCUCUAAGGACGUAAUUAAGAACCCGGGGGCAAGCUCCUGCUACCGCGCGCCGCCGGCCCCAUUAUUAGAUGUCUCCAAAGAUGCGAUAUCCGCGCCGCCUCCGCAUGAGAUCCUGACCGUCGAUCACGAGGAGAGCGCACCUGCGGAUGCGCGCGCCCAAGCGCAGCAGCGGGUUGAUUCCCCCCCGAUUUCCGCCUCCGCUUCCGCCUCCGCUUCCGCCACUGCCUCCGCUUCCGCCGCCGCCUCCGCCUCAGCCGCGCACAUUUCUCGUGAUGUCGCUCCGCCCGUCCAGCGAUCGCAGUCGCUCCACGCGUCUUCCCAGCCCGUCAAUAGCGCGAUUAACGGGUUAGCUCUUAGCGGGGAGACUCGCUCCAGUUCCUUCUCGCAGCAGCCCUCAUCGCGACCGUACAUUCUCACCAGCUCAUCGCAACCGUCUGUUCGGCCAGAACCGAGGGUUCCAAACUUGUACAAAGCCGCGUUUGCCGCGCCGAUCUUUUCGCCGCAACCGGCGCCGCAACCGGCGCCGUUCGGCGCGGUGCAAGUGGUGGGACCGCAGGUCAGCCGCGUCGGGUCCAUGCCGCCUCCUGUUGUCCAAUCCGCUUCGAUAAUUUCCGCUCGCGCCGCCAGUACUGGCGGCGGGUCUCUUGUGCGCGCGGGAUCUGUUGCGGGGAGCGUGAGCGGAGUAGAGGGCGCGCGGGGCAGGGGAGCGGCCGGAGGAGGGUUGGGCGGAGGAAGGGCGGGCGGAAUGGGCGGGAAUGGUGGGGGAGUGGGGCCGAUGAAAGCGAUGCCUGCUAAUCCGUUUGAAAGGCCGAACGUGUCUCACUACAGUCCGGCCCUCGUAUCCUACAACCCACCACCACCAUCAGUGGCAGCAGCACCAUCAGCCCUCGUAUCCUACAUCCCACCACCACCAUCAGUGGCAGCAGCAACAGCAGCAGCAGCAGCAGCAGCAAAAGUACCACCAUCAGCAGAGGACUUUCCCCCCAGCCGCCUAGCCCUGGCCCUUGCCCCCUCCGCCCCUCACCCCAUCCAGCUCGUUCCGCCCAUGCCUGGUGCCAUGCCCGCUGCCCCCCUGCCAUUUAGAAGGCCAGGGGGGGGGGGGAGGGGGAAUGGGCGCAGGGGGAAUUGGAGGAGGGGGAAUGGGGGGAGGAGGAAUGGGGGGAGGGGGAGUGGGAGCGUGGGGAGUGGCUGUAGCAGGGGGACAGGGAAGGGGAAUUCCCAUGGUUGCUGUUUACCCAGAUGCUGCUCCUACUGGUCUUAUGGCUGUCAGAUCAGCCAUUCAGGGGCUGACACGUGGCACUGUAACGGUCAGCAGCAGCAGCAGUGGAAGCGGUUUUAG
Molecule: messenger RNA, 2655 nt
Organism: Closterium sp. Naga37s-1
Lineage: Eukaryota; Viridiplantae; Streptophyta; Zygnematophyceae; Desmidiales; Closteriaceae
Source: the annotation of a GenBank genome assembly